AUGGCUACCAACGGAAAUACGAAGGAUAUGUAUACCAACGGCAAUGACAUCGCACAACCACGUGCCCGCCAUGCGCAAGCGACCAACAAGUCUCUCGCACGCGCCCUGAACGGCGAACCGAACACUACCUGCACCACCACCACCACCCACGCACAAUCCUCUCCGCCCCUCCCAAGCAACCGCAGCACUCCUCUUCCCUCUGACGAUGCUCCACCCAGCGAGAAAGCGACGUCCGCCGCUCGCCGCUCAGUCCGGCGACAACAGCGACGGCUCUUUCCUACUGUGGACUAUCAAUCCCGGCUCUCAUACUUUGACCCAAAGAGUGACUACACCGAUUUCCGAGGCUUCUUCAACUUGUCCUGGGUAGGAUUGGCGAUCAUGGGGAUAACAGCGAUGCUCCGGACGUUGAAGGAGACGGGCUACCUGCUGAAUUUUACGCAGUGGCCAUUGUUCACCGAGAAUUUAGGGGAGCUGGCUGCAAGUGAUGUGUUGAUGUGCUUAAGCACGGCCUUGGCGCUGCCUUUGCAUCUGCUGUUCAAGAGCGCUGGCGCAAGAGGUAUCUUGAGGUGGGAGCUUGGUGGUAUGGUCGUGCAGAGCUUGUUUCAGGUCACCUGGGUCGUAUGUUGGCUGAGCUGGCCUUUUGUGAGGGAGUGGACAUGGACGGCACAAGUCUUCUUCACCCUGCAUAGCCUGGCACUUUUCAUGAAGAUGCACUCAUACGCGUUCUACAAUGGCCAUCUUUCGACGACGCUGACCAGACUCCGACAACUCGACCGGCCUAUUGGACCUCAGACACCAUUGGGCGAUGCAGUGAGAUACCCGAAAGCCUACUACUUUGAUGCUCGACCAGCCCCGGAUGCGGACGAAAAGAAUGACUCUACCCAAAGUCAGCUCUCUCCAGUGAUGCAACUUCGCGAAGACCUAGCCAUCGAAAUCACCUCACCGAUGGGCAACGUUACAUAUCCGGCGAACCUUACAGUCCGCAACUUCAUCGACUAUCUACUCUGCCCAACCCUUUGCUACGAGCUUGAAUAUCCUCGAAUGCCCCAGCGAAGCUACAUGGAACUCUUCUACAAAACCUUAGCCGUUUUCGGCUGCAUCUUCCUCAUGACCGUAACAAGCGAGGAAUUCAUCCUCCCAGUCCUGGAUUCUUCGCAUGCUCGACUGCAGACAACGGACAAUUUCAUCGACUCUGCUCUCAUCUUCGCCGAGACAGUAUCAGCAUUGCUGUUCCCGUUCAUGAUCACGUUUCUGCUGGUGUUUCUCGUAAUCUUCGAAUACGUCCUCGGUGCAUUCGCAGAAAUUACUGGGUUCGCGGACAGGAAGUUCUACUCAGACUGGUGGAACAGCCAGGACUGGCUGGAGUUCUCCCGCGAAUGGAAUAUACCCGUGCACAACUUCUUUCGCCGGCACGUCUACUCAGCCUCUCGGAGCGUGCAAGUGUCGAAGCCGGUGGCGAUGGCAUUGACGUUCUUCGUUAGCGCUAUCGCACACGAGGUGGUCAUGGGCUGUAUUACGAGAAAGUUUCGGGGGUAUGGGUUUGUGAUGUUGAUGUUGCAAAUCCCUUUCGUGGCCCUCCAGAGGCUUCCGUGGGUCAGGGACAGGUGGUUGCUUAAUAACACGAUCUUCUGGUGCGCCAUGUGUACGGGGUUGAGUCUGCUUUGUGCGUUGUAUGUACUUGUAUGA
This is a messenger RNA of Recurvomyces mirabilis, 1686 nucleotides long. RefSeq names its product Sterol O-acyltransferase 2 (Sterol-ester synthase 2). Gene Ontology annotation, biological process: ergosterol metabolic process. Gene Ontology annotation, molecular function: ergosterol O-acyltransferase activity. The record is from RefSeq and is a predicted model, not a curated record. Gene Ontology annotation, cellular component: endoplasmic reticulum membrane. The coding region runs from base 1 to 1686 and encodes 561 amino acids. NCBI's taxonomy places the organism in Eukaryota, Fungi, Ascomycota, Dothideomycetes, Mycosphaerellales, Teratosphaeriaceae. The transcript has a single exon.